Molecule: messenger RNA, 1414 nt
Organism: Elephantulus edwardii (Cape elephant shrew)
Lineage: Eukaryota; Metazoa; Chordata; Mammalia; Macroscelidea; Macroscelididae
Gene: GOT2
Product: glutamic-oxaloacetic transaminase 2, mitochondrial
Exons: 10
Coding region: 122-1414 (430 amino acids)
Biological process (GO): L-aspartate catabolic process; biosynthetic process
Cellular component (GO): mitochondrion
Molecular function (GO): L-aspartate:2-oxoglutarate transaminase activity; pyridoxal phosphate binding
Source: RefSeq, a predicted model, not a curated record
CUCUAGCUCCGCCCGGGGAAGUCGCUGUCCUUACCUUCGGCAGGACCUCGCGCCGCCCCGUCUGCGCUCACUUGUGCUCAGCUCGGUCCUGCCUCUGUCCGCUGCCCUCCUGCCUCCCACCAUGGCCCUGCUGCACUCUAGUCGCGUCCUUUCCGGGGCUGCCGCUGCCUUCUACCCAGGCCUCGCCGCCGCGGCUUCUGCCAGAGCCAGCUCUUGGUGGGCCCACGUGGAGAUGGGGCCCCCAGAUCCCAUCCUGGGAGUCACAGAAGCUUUUAAGAGAGAUACCAACAGCAAAAAGAUGAACCUGGGAGUCGGGGCCUACCGAGACGAUAACGGAAAGCCUUACGUGCUUCCUAGUGUCCGGAAGGCAGAAGCUCAGAUUGCUGCAAAAAAUCUGGACAAGGAAUACCUCCCCAUUGGAGGACUGGCAGAAUUUUGUAAGGCGUCUGCAGAACUGGCCCUGGGUGAAAACAGCGAGGUGUUGAAAAGUGGCCGGUAUGUCACCGUGCAGACCAUUUCUGGAACCGGGGCAUUAAGGAUUGGAGCUAGUUUUCUGCAAAGAUUCUUUAAGUUCAGCCGAGAUGUCUUCCUGCCCAAACCGUCCUGGGGAAACCACACGCCCAUCUUCAGGGAUGCUGGCAUGCAGCUACACGGUUAUCGAUACUACGACCCCAAGACUUGUGGCUUUGACUUCUCAGGUGCUAUAGAAGACAUUUCGAAAAUGCCAGAGCAAAGUGUUCUUCUUCUGCAUGCCUGUGCUCACAACCCCACGGGAGUGGACCCUCGUCCUGAGCAGUGGAAGGAAAUAGCCACGGUGGUGAAGAAAAAGAAUCUGUAUGCAUUCUUUGACAUGGCCUACCAAGGCUUUGCCAGCGGAGACGGUAACAAGGAUGCCUGGGCCGUACGCCACUUCAUCGAACAGGGCAUCGAUGUUUGUCUCUGCCAAUCGUACGCAAAGAACAUGGGCUUAUACGGUGAGCGUGUGGGGGCCUUCACCGUGGUGUGUGCGGAUGCUGAUACGGCCAAAAGGGUGGAAUCACAGUUGAAGAUCUUGAUCCGUCCAAUGUAUUCCAAUCCUCCUCUCAAUGGAGCCCGGAUUGCCUCGACUAUUCUGACCACGCCAGAUCUUCGAAAACAAUGGUUGCAGGAAGUGAAAGGCAUGGCCGACCGCAUCAUCAGCAUGCGGACCCAGCUGGUGUCCAACCUCAAGAAGGAGGGCUCCUCCCACAACUGGCAGCACAUCACCGACCAGAUCGGCAUGUUUUGUUUCACGGGGCUCAAGCCCGAGCAGGUGGAGCGGCUCACCAAGGAGUUCUCCAUCUACAUGACCAAGGACGGCCGCAUCUCCGUGGCAGGCGUCACCUCUGGCAAUGUGGGCUACCUUGCCCAUGCCAUUCACGAGGUCACCAAGUAA